AAUCGUAGCCCGAGAGGGCGGUGCCUGUGACGCUCCGGGGCCUAUCCCGGAAAUAGGGCUGAGUGGGGGCGGGUAAGGGCGGGGAGACUGGGGUGUGGAAAGUGUGGCGGCCCCGCCCCGUCUCUUGGAACUGCCGCGGCCGCCACAGCCGCCGCCGGCGCUGCUGCUGUAGGGGACCGGCGCGGGUGCGCAGACGAAAGGCGCUCUUUGCCAGCUGAAAGUUCCUACGGAAAAACUACCAUCUCCCCAGCCCACCAUGGCAGACGAAAUUGAUUUCACUACUGGAGAUGCCGGGGCUUCCAGCACUUACCCUAUGCAGUGCUCGGCCUUGCGGAAAAACGGCUUCGUGGUGCUCAAAGGACGACCAUGCAAAAUAGUGGAGAUGUCAACUUCCAAAACUGGAAAGCAUGGUCAUGCCAAGGUUCACCUUGUUGGAAUUGAUAUUUUCACGGGCAAAAAAUAUGAAGAUAUUUGUCCUUCUACUCACAACAUGGAUGUUCCAAAUAUUAAGAGAAAUGAUUAUCAACUGAUAUGCAUUCAAGAUGGUUACCUUUCCCUGCUGACAGAAACUGGUGAAGUUCGUGAAGAUCUUAAACUGCCAGAAGGUGAACUAGGCAAAGAAAUAGAAGGAAAAUACAAUGCAGGUGAAGAUGUACAGGUAUCUGUCAUGUGUGCAAUGAGUGAAGAAUAUGCUGUAGCCAUAAAACCCUGCAAAUAAAUGGAAACAUCAGGCAUGAACACUGUUUAGGUCUGAAUCAACUGCAGAUAUAAUUUGGUUCUAAGUUGUCACCAAAGCUAUAGCCUUCAUAAGCAACCUCAUUUCUUUUUUUAAUUGUUUUCAGAUUGUGCUGGGUUAGUUUUGCAAGCAACUGAUAAUUUUUUUAAAAUUAUCAAUAUGUAUAAUUUUUUUUUAAUUUUGUAGGUAUGUUUCCUAUAAUAUUCCUGUGGUUUUCAGUAUGUCAGUCCAAGAAACAAACAAGAUAGCUUCAGCAGAUGUGAUUUGUCUGAGCAAAUCAUUCCUGUGUUUUAGUUAAAUGAUAAACCAGGGUUUAAAAUCAAACAAUGUAGCAUAAAGUGGUAUUGAAGUACCACAUUUAAGUUGAACUGCUCUGCAUUAAUUACAGAUUUAAUAUAAAAUGAACUGAUUAGAUAUUGGAAUUGUUGCACUUUCAGUCUGUGUAGGGCAAACAAUCCUUAAACAAAAAUCAUGUUAUCAAAACGUGUCAGUUAUUUUGGUGGCCACAUGUAACCAUGUGAUUACUUUGGUCAUACUAUUUACCAAAUUGUUGGCAAACUUGAUGUAACCUUAUAUGGUGGUUUUAGUCCCUUCUUAUGGUUGGCAGAAGGGCACUGAACUGUUGGGUGAAAGUUAGCAAGUAAGAUUAUAAGGAAGACACAAAAGACAGUGGCAAAGAGGGUUGAUUAAAUCUAUACGUUUUUAUGUGAGGACUUUGUAAGUCAGCAUAAAAAUGAAAAGUUGUUUCUCAGUUGUUUUUGCUUUUAACUUUGCCUCCAACAUUUAAAGGGAGUAAUCUGCUUUACAGGAUACUAUGCAAUGCUUGUUUUCCAACUAUGUUGAAUAAAUAUUAAUAUUUAUCAGUAAAUACUCCUUUCCAACUUUUUCUUUUUUUUUUUUUUUUUUUUUUUGAGACUGAGUCUCACUCCAUCAACCAGGCUGGAGUGCAGUGGUACAAUCUUGGCUCACUGCAACCUCUGCCUCCCGGGUUCAAGCAAUUCUCCUGCCUCAGCCUCCCAAGUAGCUGGGACUACAGGUGCACGCCACCACGCCAAGCUAAUUUUUUUUUGUAUUUUUUAGUAGAGAUGGAGUUUCACCAUGUUGUCUAGGCUGGUCUUGAACUCCUGACCUCAGGUGAUCUACGUGCCUCAGCCUCCCAAAGUGCUGGGAUUACAGGCAUGAGCCACCACACCCAGCCCCUUUCCAUCCAUUUUUAAGUAGAUUUUUUGACAUUAAUGUAUUUAUUAAACAAAAACUGAGAGUUCCUUAAAUUGAUUUGGAAUUUUUGUUAAUUUUAUGUCCUUUUUUUCCUAAAGUGAAUUGAAAGUGAAUCAUGGAAGCAGCAUUACUUUAUAUGAAUAUUAUUAUUUAAGUUAUUUUAAGUAUAUGCAUUUUUUCUGAUUGUUGUGUGACUUAAUUCAGUUGCUGGUGUGAAAUAUAACUAGCAAAUAAUUCUAUAAACUGAAUUAUUUUAAAAGGUAUUUUAGGUGACACCACUGCAUUUCUAUUUAAUCUUUUGAGUCAUAUGUAUAUUAUUUCCAGAAUUUUCGACAUUAUUAACAGUGUUUGUGAGGACCUUUGACUCAAUAACAAUCAUCAUAUUGGAGCAAAACAUAGAACAAAAUCACUAUCUCAGAAAUACCUUAAUUCUCUAAGACUGGCUCUUAGACCUCUCCCAUCAUGCCUUGACCUCUAAAAAGCCCUUUGUUCCUAUCUUCUAAAGGGAAGUAUAUCAUAUAUGAUGAUGUAACUGAUCUAAUCAGUGACUGGAAAUAGCAUUAGUAACAGAAGAUCCCAAGUUUUAGUUGCUUAAUUUGUACACACUUUUAAAUAUUGUCUUAGCCUCAGCAAACCCAUUUGGGGAAGAAGCAAGAUAGUUUAAGAGAAAUACAAAGGAAAUUUCUAAAGCACAAGAAAUAGUAAGGUAGUAGUUAGUCGUUUUUCCUAUAACAUUUUAGCUUUUGCCCAUCUAAAGCACAAUUAAAAUUAGGCUACAUUCUUUCCAGUAUUCUAUUUAAGUACCUACUACAUACUGCUCUAGUUUCUUAGUACUCUGUAAUGUGUAUCUUAAUUGCUACUGGUUGGCAUUGUAACUCAUAGGAAUUCCAGAAAAUUAUUAAUCUGUGCUGCUUGCAGGUCAUUUAUAUGGCACCUCUUAACCAUGCUGGUGUUAUGACUUAGUAUUAACUCUCAAUUAGCAUGCCCCUGUUCUUCCUAACUUGUAAAAUUUCACAUAAAUAUAUUUUCAAUUAUGUACAAAUUAAGGGUGUACAAAUUAUAAUAAUGCAUCUCUAUCUUCAUACUUUGAAUGGCAAAUGCUAUUUAUGCAUAAAUAUUUUCAUUUUAAGUAAUAUAUGAAGUGUAAAUACUCGAUAUAUAAGUAUAGAUUUUAAAGAUAUGGGACUUUAUUUUCACAUAAGUCAAUAGAUGUCUCUCUAGAACAAAGUAUUUAGUAAAGCUUUAUAAAUUAUAUUAAAAGGAAGCAGGGAACAUGUAUUUUUUAACAUAGAACAGAAGUGACUUCAUUCUUUUUAGACAUCAGAAAUGUUAAAGUUGAUUCCCAAUAUUUGUUGUACAUUUUUGUAGCAAAUGUUAAAAAUCACGAGUUACCAUGUAUAGAAUGUGGACUGUCAUGUUGAUAUCAUUGUACAGUGAUAAGCCAUUUUUAUCUGUAUACAUUUCACCAAUUUAUUAACAGGUUGAAUAUUUGUUUCUUUUUAGAACAUUUUAUUUAUACUGUGAAGACUUUGUUAUACCUUAUUUGCUACAACAUAGAUCAUAUCAUUGCUACUUUGACUUAGCAUUUGCAUCAUAAACAUAAUUAUGAUUUUUUUUCAUGCUCCCUUCCAGGGGCUCAGUCACUUGAAGAAACUAUUGCUAACCAAGCUCUUGACUCUGUUUCCCUUAAUGAUACAAGUCUCUGUACCAGCGCUUUAUGUUAAUUACCAAAACUCUCCUGCAGUCAGAGCAUGAUACCUAUAAUAGGAGACACUGCAAUAAAAUGAUUAGGCUGUAAAAUUUGGAGACACAAUUUUUCAUUACAACACAAUUUGCGUGUGCACAUGUGCACAGAUAGCUUUGUAUGUUAGUUCUUUUUUCCAGACUCCCAACUCUUAAAAGUAUUGUAGUCUGGUGGUGCCUCAACUGUUGGUAACUUUUUUUUUUUUUAAUUUACAACUUUUCCACAACUUGUUUUUGUACUUUAAGGUUUCUCAAUUCGAAUAUUUCUAGUUGAGCUGUAAUUUGAAUGCAUUGUUCUCAGGGCUAUUUGUGCUAAAAGCUGAAAUUUCAUUAUUUUAAAGCUAAUUGCCUGAAAAUAUAUUGGCAGAAUUUUCCCAAAUUGCAAUACUGUGAUACAUGCAUAUAAAAAAAUCCUUAAUGUCAACACACUUAAACUACAUGCUAAAUAGUCAAGAAAAAAAUGGAAACAGUAGCAUCCAUACUGGAAUCUUGCCAUAUUUUUUUCAUUUUAGAAUAGAAUUUGGCAGUCUCAUCUUAGAAUCCUAUCCUUAGGAUAUAUCUGAAAGUAUUCCUUUGGCAUGGACCCCAGAGAUAGUUUUGGAGCCAGGCAUUGAUGUAGAGGUUCACCAAACAUAUUUAGGGAUAAUAGAUAAAUUCAUAAUGCUCUUUUGGGUACACUGAAAUGUUUACAUACUGAAUUCUAUAAUAUGAACUAGGAACGCAUUUACUAUGAGAAAAUAUGGCUCUUAAGCAGUGUAAGAGUGAAAAUAUAAGCAUAUUUCCAUGAACAGUAUAUUGUACUGAUCAGCAGCUCUCAUUUUAAUGUCAUUUAGGCAUAAUAUUUCAUAGUUUUCAAGCCUUUUUUUUUCUGCUAACAUCCAGACAAGUAACAGGCAACAAAGAUUUAAGAAAAAUUUAUGGUGGAAAACCUUAAAAAUUGAGACAAUUCAAUCUAUUUAAUCUAUUAAAUUUUUUCUCUGAAUUGGGUAUAUGGCAUCAUUAUUUGAUUUUAGCAGGGAACAUUUCGAUUUAGCUUAUGAAACACAGAUGUUCUAUGGGAACAUGGCUUGAAGCCAAUAUGUAAUUUAAUGUUUUUCCAUUAAACAAACAUCUGAACACCAACUUAGCUACCAAGUGAGGUCAAGUGCCUGAAAAGUACUGUAUACAUCUAAUAAGCAUGUUUUCUUUAUGUAAAUGAUGCACUUUAUGGCAAUGCAUACCAGGCUUUCACCUGCUAGAAACAUACUUGUUGCCAAACUUUGCCAUCCACCACUAUUCCCCUCCUUAGAACAGGUAGAAACCUAUUUUACAAAAAAAAAGACAGGUUAUUGUAUUUAUAUGAAGUCCCUAAAACUGAUUCUUGGUAUUGACAGACUUAAGUUUAUCUUAGUUCAAGAUUGCACUUUUUAAAAAACUCUGGACUAAUUUCAGCAAUGACUGAACAGCUUGUCACACAUCAUAGUUGUGAUCUUUUUUGAGGAGUUAUUUAUUGUGGUUAAUAUCUACUAUAAAUAAGCACUCUUGUGCUUGUUACAAAGCAUAAUGCAAAUUACUAGUUCUCUACUAGUAUAAUGAAAAUGACUAGUUCUAUACUGUUAUGUACUUUUGUCUUCCUCCCCAAAAAGGAAACAGUUUAGCAUUGUCUAAAUUCAGUGGCACUUUUUUAGUAAUACAUUUUUUUUUUCUUAGAUACAGGAGAACUAUUGCUUUUACCUGCAGAAACUCAAAUGUUUUCGCUAAAACUUUAAAAUUCUAAAAUAUGUAGUAUGGGUAUUACUAAUUGUGCAUUUUACAUUUCAAAAAUAGUUAAAAUUCAAAUGUUAAAUCUUUGACUUAAAAAACCUUUAAAUGUAGAUAAUACCUUAACAAUUAUAACUUUGUGAUAUUAUUAAAAUAUAUUUGUCUGUUAACUUCAUCAGUUGUAUUAAAUAAAAAUAAAGUUAACAGCUUGCA
This is a messenger RNA of Pongo pygmaeus (Bornean orangutan), 5650 nucleotides long. RefSeq names its product eukaryotic translation initiation factor 5A2 (gene EIF5A2). Gene Ontology annotation, molecular function: RNA binding; ribosome binding; translation elongation factor activity. The coding region runs from base 257 to 718 and encodes 153 amino acids. Gene Ontology annotation, biological process: positive regulation of translational termination; positive regulation of translational elongation. NCBI's taxonomy places the organism in Eukaryota, Metazoa, Chordata, Mammalia, Primates, Hominidae. The transcript has 5 exons. The record is from RefSeq and is a predicted model, not a curated record.